Nematolebias whitei (Rio pearlfish) is the source of this 853-nucleotide messenger RNA. RefSeq names its product thiamine triphosphatase (gene thtpa). Gene Ontology annotation, biological process: dephosphorylation; thiamine diphosphate metabolic process; thiamine metabolic process. Bases 107 to 769 code for a protein of 220 amino acids. The record is from RefSeq and is a predicted model, not a curated record. Gene Ontology annotation, molecular function: thiamine triphosphate phosphatase activity; magnesium ion binding. NCBI's taxonomy places the organism in Eukaryota, Metazoa, Chordata, Actinopteri, Cyprinodontiformes, Rivulidae. The transcript has 4 exons.
CCUGUGUAAAAAUAAACUUUGCUAACGCCCAAGAGCAGCCGAGAUCAACUUGUCACGAUUUUUAUUUUAGCCGAAUAGUUUAACUCGAAACAGCCAACUUGAAAAGAUGACUGUGGAAGUGGAAAGAAAGUUUGUGUUCAGUGCUGAGACCCUGGAGACACUGGAGAGCAUUGGAGUUUGUGUUGAUCAACGCCAGUUUCACGACCAGUACUUUGACACUCCAGAGUUUAAUCUGACUUUGAGAGACAUGUGGCUACGCAAGCGAAAGGGAUGCUGGGAGCUCAAGUGCCCAAUGGCCAACAGCGCAGAAGAGCCAAGCGAGGAGCGGCCUGCGGACGCAGCGCUGUGUACUCAUUACAAGGAAAUAAGCAGUCUGUCUGAAAUCUACCAGAGAGUGAAGGAGGUCAUAAAAGUUGACUGUGAGGACAGAGAGGCGGAGACGACCCCCUCACAGGAAGACUGCUCCUGGCUGAGCAAACUGAACCUGGCAUGCUUUGCUGAGUUUACAACAACUCGACGGUCCUUCACGUUGGGGGAGGAGGGGGUGAAGAUAGAUCUGGACCAAGCUGACUUUGGCCAUCACGUGGGGGAGAUAGAGGUCCUCAUACCAGAGGGAGGAGAUGUGCAGUUGGCACAAGAGAAGAUCAGAAAUGCAGCUAAAAAACUUGGUGUUUCUGGAGACGAGCGAGUCGAUGGGAAAAUGACAACGUACCUUAAAAGGUAUCGCCCGGAGCACUACGCGGCGCUGCUCCGUGCUCGUGUUUUAUAGGCAGGAGGUGAGUCUGAUCAAAUGCACAGGAUCACUUCUGCCAAACUAAGAGCUAAAUCAAGUUUAGAUUUAAUUUUAAAGGUU